AAAACCUGUUUGACCAUUUCUGAAAUCAGUAGAAAGUCAUGGGUGUUUUCACUUACGAGUCUCAGGUUAUUACAGCCAUAUCACCUGCCAAGAUGUUCAAGGCUUGCGUUCUUGAUGGUGACAAUCUCAUUCCCAAGAUUCUUCCUCAGGCUUUUAAGAGUAUUGAGUACAUUGAAGGCAAUGGUGAGCCUGGUGGCAUCAAGAAGGUCACCUUUGGAGAAGGAAGCCAGUUCAAAUACAUGAAGCAGAAGACGAAAUUGGAGGCCUCUCCGGAUGGGGGAUCUCUAUGCAAAACUUGUAGCAAGUACUACACCGUUGGUGAGUUUGAGCUCAAGGAAGAGGGAAUCAAGGCAGGCAAAGGAAAGUCAUUGAGAAUGUUCAAGGCCAUUGAAGCCUACCUCCUGGCAAAUCCUGAUGCUUACAAAGAUAGCAUCAUCCACUUCAAUGAAUAUCACGUACGCUAUUGGCCAUUUUUCUCUUCUAGUUUUUAG
Gossypium arboreum is the source of this 491-nucleotide messenger RNA. Its product is annotated as major allergen Pru av 1-like. Gene Ontology annotation, cellular component: nucleus; cytoplasm. The transcript is spliced from 3 exons. Gene Ontology annotation, molecular function: abscisic acid binding; signaling receptor activity; protein phosphatase inhibitor activity. The coding region runs from base 39 to 491 and encodes 150 amino acids. The record is from RefSeq and is a predicted model, not a curated record. Gene Ontology annotation, biological process: defense response; abscisic acid-activated signaling pathway. NCBI's taxonomy places the organism in Eukaryota, Viridiplantae, Streptophyta, Magnoliopsida, Malvales, Malvaceae.